UUAAAGGUUUCUAGAUAUUUUUUCUUUCAGUGUCAAAUUUAUAUGUUUAAUAGAUUUAGUGCUUCCUAGUUUUACUGUUUUUGUAGUCCGCUUUAAGUGCUUGUUGCCAAGGAAGGACCUCAAUAUUUAUUGGCGUUCUGGAGCUCCGGCUACCAUGAACGCUAGCUACUGGAACUAUCGCAGAUAUAAGAAAGCCCGUCGGAAGUUUGCUAUUAAAUCUUAUUUCCUAUUAAGCGUAUGGCUUUUACUGGGUAUAAUACAAUGGUGCAUUGUCUGCCUUAUUGAUCGCAUAAGAAAAAUAUUCUACGACCAUUAUGUAAUAAGCACCAUUACAUUUGUAGUAGCGCUUUUGCUCUUAUAUAUCUAUUUAUGUAUUGAGAGGCUACGCUUUGUCAAAUGUCUUAACGUUCUGAUCUGCGUAUUAAUUGUUGAGCUGCAAAUAAUAUCCCUUUUCGCAUUGGUUGCAGGAGUAUAUUGGCCCGAUCUGAUUUCCUUUUUUGCAUUAUGUGUUCUUGUAUUGUUUAUGGCUAUAUUUGUUGGCUCUAUACUUCCAAGACGAAUUGACUUAACUCAAAAUGUGGCAGUGCUUUUCAUUUUCGGCUUCUUUUGCGUUUUGGGUGCAAUAUUCAUUCUCAUGUGCAGUUUUCUGAUACCAGAAAAAAAACCAGGUCACAUUCUUUACAAAGAAUUUGGAAGUUUUCUCAUCUUUGAAAUUUUAAUUUCCGUGAUGAUUCUUGUUUUUGUCAUGUACCAUGCACAAACUAUUCAAGGAAGCCGAUUUGCGGAGAUGCGACUCAAUGAUUUCUUGCUGGCAUCGCUAAUUCUCUUUCAUGACUUUCUUAUCAUUUAUUGGCUGACAUUCUACUGGCAAUACAAGGAAAAACCCUUCACACCCGACAAAAGUUUACGAACAACGUCAGACUCAACCGGAAGAAGAAUUCUUGGAAAACAUACUGCUGCAAUACCCGGUGAUGCAGAGAAUACUAUCCAAACUGUCAUUGAAGUAACGGACGAUUAUUACGAUGCUACUAUUGUCACAUCCAGUAAAGCUAGUGAAGUCGAAUCUAGUAUUGAAGUAUCAAAGUCUACAGAUGUCGAUUAUUACUUCGAUAUUAGGGAAGUCCCUUUAGCAAUGACAUACGAUUCUAGCGAUACUAUUUUUGGAAUAACCGGCGAUACUGGCGAUGAACCAUCAGAAUCCUUUGGUGAUGAAAGCAUAAUGUCCAAUAAUAAACCUGAAGUUAAGGUCCUGUAUGCUCCUCAGCACACAUCAGAACCACUAACAAUAACUUUUGACUUUAUGAAGGACGAUAUUGCAAGAGCAUCGAAGUCAAUGAUUCAAAGAAGCUGGGAUCGUAUAACAAAAGAUGAUAGUGACAUGUUUAUUAACAUUAAAAAGCCAACUGAUAAUCAUAUAUCUACUGAAGAGCUACGUCGCUAUAACGUUGAAGAAACUGAAAUCGAGUAUAUGUGACAAGUAUUUAUUUAUGAUUUACUUUUAGAAUUAAAAAAAGUAAUGAAUGUAAUGAUGUUUAAAAAAUUACCUUAUAUUAUAUAUGACAAUAUGACAAAAUUUAAAAUAUUCCAGAUACUUUUCCGUUCAAUGUCAA
Molecule: messenger RNA, 1610 nt
Organism: Drosophila nasuta
Lineage: Eukaryota; Metazoa; Arthropoda; Insecta; Diptera; Drosophilidae
Exons: 5
Coding region: 155-1474 (439 amino acids)
Source: RefSeq, a predicted model, not a curated record